Messenger RNA from Lachancea fermentati, 903 nucleotides. The record is from the annotation of a GenBank genome assembly. NCBI's taxonomy places the organism in Eukaryota, Fungi, Ascomycota, Saccharomycetes, Saccharomycetales, Saccharomycetaceae.
AUGCCGCACACUCCAUAUUUAAGCACGCUGGACACCGAGGGUGCUCGAGCCGGCAGCACGCAGCGCACAAGUGUGAGUUCGGUACCAAUGCAGUCGAAUCAGAACAGCAUCUCUCUUCCACAGCUCGGGCCCGGCGCGCAGGUUUUGCCGUCGCUGCCUGCAAACUACCCAGUCAGCGACGCCAGCCAGUCCAGCCAGAUCACGCCGACUGGGUCUACUGGCCCGGAUCCGCAGCGCAUCCAUCCGGGGGCGGCCGCGGCCGGCGCCGUGUCGAUGCCCGGCGCUAACGCCGGUUCUCCGCAUCUUGGACCCGGCGGCAACCCCAACAGCAAUAUUACCAAUAGCAAAAACAACGGCAGCGCCAACAACGUUAACGGCGGCGGCAUGACCGCCAAUCAGGCGCUAAUGCCGCUCGCCCAGCAUCUGUACGGGCAUCAGAGCGCACAUACAUUGCCGCUACCGCAGCUGGCGUACCAAGUGGCGCCCGGCGCGGGCCCCGCACAGCCCAUGUCGAUCUCGUAUCUUCCGCAGCAAACACAGGUGGCGGUUGCAGCCGCGGACGCGGCUGCAAACGCGUCCGGCGCUAACGACGGCGAACAUGUAAACUCGCAUGGGCAGCUGAUCGGAAAGUCCGGAAAGCCGCUGCGCAACACCAAGCGCGCGGCGCAGAACAGAAACGCGCAAAAGGCGUUUCGGCAACGUCGCGAGCGUUACAUCAAGGACCUAGAGGUGAAAGCCAAGGAGUUUGACCGUCUGGACGCGCAACUUGCCGCGGUCCAACAGGAAAACGAGUCUUUGAAGCGGUACGUCCUGGAGCUGGAGCAGCGGCUGAGCGCGGCGGCGGCGGGCGCCGCCGCGUCGGGCGCGGGCGCGGGCACGGGCCCCGUCAAGACAGGUAUGUAA